Pelagomonas calceolata is the source of this 1266-nucleotide messenger RNA. NCBI's taxonomy places the organism in Eukaryota, Pelagophyceae, Pelagomonadales, Pelagomonadaceae. The record is from the annotation of a GenBank genome assembly.
UUUUUGCCUCUCUGGUGCCGUUCGCGGCGACAGAGAGCAGCUGAGAUUGGAGCUGUCUGCAGGUGUUUUUGCGCGGCGUCGAUCGCCGCUGCCACUAUAGACGCUGCUCGCUGGAUUUAUGCGCGAGGUUUAGGAGCGCCGGAUGGUCUUAGAUCUUUGGUUUGAUGUCCUCGCGCGUCGGGUGGCGCUAUGCCAGCUCUGUGCUGAACGAGAGCAUCGAGCUGGCGGCCACCAAGCGCGCCGUCCAGCCGUCUAGCCAUCAAAAAUAGCACCGUCCCGGUCAAAAGGCUAUACGUACGCACAGAUGCAGCCGUUUCGAGCCGCAUUCGUUGCUACGUGCGCCGCCGUGGCUGCUGCCAACAACAGCUUGGAAUUGGUGCGAGAUGUAGCUCUCGAAGACGUGCCCGCUGGUCCGCGAGAACUGCAUCAGAGAUAUUCAGAGAUAUUCAGAUACGGCAACCGCAACGCUGCGUCGCAUUUAUGGACAAGUUACAUCCUCGACCGUGCGUCGGUGACGCCAGCCGCGCAGAUCGAGUCACUAUUCAGCGGCUUCUGCGCGGUCUCGGGUUCGCCGGUCUACCCGUCGGACUACAAGCGCUAUCGCUUGCGCCUCAAGCACGCGGUCACCGGCGUCGACGAGGUCGGUUUCAUGUACUACUGUUGCUGGCCGCGCGUUGCAGUGUCGAAUCACCGGAGGUCACGCAGAUCUCAAAUGCUUCCGCACAGGUGCGUCUGCGACACGUGGGACUUCAUCAAGGUCGACACGCUCACGAUAACCACGGCCGACGGCCCGAAGGAAUACCGCUUUGCGGUGAUUGGCGACCCCUGCCGGAACGAGGAGCAACUAGACGUUCCGUUCAUCCAGCCCUUCGACGGCCGCACGACGACGCUGCGCCGCGACGCGCCCGAGGUGCGGUGCGCGGACAGCCGUUUGAUCGGUGCCACGCAUACGGACCACGGCUUCAUUGCUAUAUCGAUGUUCUUCGACGCGCCGAGCGACGAGGAGGAGGACCGCGGCGUCUGGCAGCCCGGCCGCGUCGUGCAGCGCGGGGGCCACGUCUUCCAGGACGACGUCGAGUACAGCGAUAUGUGUUCCCAGCGCGCGGCGAACGGCUACGAUUCGGGCAUGGGCGAGAUCUUCCGCCGUGUCGCGGCGAUCACGCCCGUCGGCAGCAAUCAAAUCGAGGCGCCAGACGCCAUCGGUGCGCUGUUGUGAGUGAUAAGUAUAUGUUUAUAAAGCCGCCUAGAAAGCGACAACAACAAGUU